This is a messenger RNA of Telopea speciosissima, 2647 nucleotides long. RefSeq names its product pentatricopeptide repeat-containing protein At5g13270, chloroplastic. The transcript has 2 exons. The record is from RefSeq and is a predicted model, not a curated record. Lineage: Eukaryota; Viridiplantae; Streptophyta; Magnoliopsida; Proteales; Proteaceae. Gene Ontology annotation, molecular function: zinc ion binding; RNA binding; protein binding. Bases 61 to 2349 code for a protein of 762 amino acids. Gene Ontology annotation, biological process: RNA modification.
CCUCUUCCCCUCUUAUUGAUCAAGGCUCUUUGAUCGCACACAACUAGUGAAUGUUCGAUAAUGGCUUCUCUUCCUCUUUCACAUUGGAUUUACCCGAAAGCAACACCUCGAGACAGAGUUCAAAUUGUAAACACUGCAAAUUUUGAUCGAUUUCCUUCCUGGGUAUCUCUUAAUCGCUCCUCUUCAAUCCUAGAGUCUGCGUCUCAAAGAGGUCUGGUUGAAAAUUUACAUAUAGUUUCGCUAUGUAAACAAGGACAUUUGAGUGAAUCUUACAAGUUUCUUAUCGAAAUGGAUGUGGCGGGUUUAUCUGCUAGCAACCAUUCCUAUGAAUGUCUCUUGGAUAUAUGUGGGAAAAUGAAAUCUCUGUCGGAUGGAAGAUUGAUUCAUAAGCAUCUGCGCCGAGUGUUUCCGAGCCCACCUACGUUUCUUGUUAAUUGCCUUCUAAAACUGUACUGUGACUGUGGAAGUUUCUUGGAUGCCCAGAAAUUGUUCGAUGAAAUGCUCAUAAAGGAUUCGGUUUCUUGGGGUCUCAUGGUGUCUGCUUAUGCACAGAAAAGGAUGUUUUCUCAAGCUCUCAGGUUGGUUUCAGAGAUGCAUUCAACUGGAAAUAAUGUUAACCAGUCGGUUUAUCUUGGCCUGAUAAGGUCACUGUCAGUUCCAUCAUGCUUAGAGCUUGGGAAGCAGAUGCAUUCUCACAUGGUUAAGAAUGGAUUAACUCCUGACAUUCUGAUUGAUACUGCCCUGCUUAGCAUGUAUGUGAAGUGCGGAUGCUUAGAGAGUUCCAAGCUUGUUUUUGAUAGGAUGACUGAGAAGAAUGCUGUAACAUGGACUGGGUUAAUGAUGGGGUACACUCAGGCUGAUAGACAGGAGGAAACUUUGACAUUAUUUGCCAGGAUGAUAAAAGAAAAUAUUGAAUUGGAUGAGUUUGUAUUCUCUGCUGUUCUCAAGGCAUGUUCCAAGUUGGAGGACUUGGGUACUGGGAGGCAGAUUCAUGGUUACAUUGUUAAAUUGGGGAUGGAUUCAGGGGUUUCAGUGGGGACACCCCUUGUGGAUUUUUAUGCCAAAUUUGGUAGUCUAGAAGAAGCUCGUCAAGCUUUCAACAGGAUUUCUGACCCUAAUGAUGCUUCUUGGAGUGCUUUAAUCUCUGGAUGGUUGCAGGUUGGCAAAUUAGAGGAGGCUCUUGAAGUUUUCAAGUAUUUGAGAGAUAAUGGUAUGGUUAUGAAUGCCUUCAUGUAUACCAGCAUUUUUCAUGCUUGUUCAGCAUUGGCAGAUUUGAGUUCAGGUACCCAAGUACAUGGAGAUGCCAUAAAAAGGGGCUUGGUUUCAGACCUUUACGGGGAUAGUGCAUUGGUUGCUAUGUAUUCUCGAUCUGGUAGGUUAGAUUAUGCCCGCCGGGCCUUUGACUUGAUAGUUGAACCAGAUACUGUGGCCUGGACGGCUAUUAUUGCAGGUUGUGCUUACCAUGGUGAAGCUUCAGAAGCACUUACACUUUUUCAGAUGAUGCAAAUCAGGGGUAUAAAGCCCAAUGCUGUUACAUUUAUAAGUGUUUUCACUGCUUGUAGCCAUUCAGGCUUGGUUUCAGAAGCCAAGCGAUAUUUGGACUCGAUGAGUAGUGACUAUGGUGUAGAACCCACUAUUGAUCACUAUGAUUGUAUGGUUGAAAUAUACUCUCGUGCUGGUCAUUUAGAAGAGGCAUUUGAAUUAAUAAAAACUAUGCCACUUGAACCUGAUGCGAUGAGUUGGAAGAGUUUAUUGGGUGGAUGUUGGACCCAUCGGAAUGUCAAGUUUGGGAAGAUUGCUGCUGAAAACCUCCUUCAGCUAGACCCCAAUGAUACUGCAGGUUAUAUCCUAAUGUUUAACUUGUAUUCUUCAUCUGGGAAAUGGGAACAAGCCGCACAUGUUAGAAAAGUGAUGGCAGACAGAGGCUUAAAAAAGGAUAUUGGUUGCAGCUGGAUUACAGUUAAUGGUAAGGUCCACAGAUUUAUCGUGGGUGACAGGCACCAUCCGCAAACAGAAGAGAUUUACUUGAAGUUGGAAGAGUUAAAUCAUUUGGCUAACAAAUAUGGAAGCACUCAGGUGGUUGGUGAUGAUGAUGCAUUACCUGGCUUGCUGAAGGAGAGAAAAGAUCAGCUUCUUGAACAUAGCGAAAGGCUCGCUAUAGCAUUUGGACUUGUAUCAACACCUAGUACUGUCCCUAUAUUGGUCUUCAAAAAUCUCCGUGCUUGCAAUGAUUGCCAUAUUUUUGCUAAACUAUUAUCCAAUAUAACUGGACGCGAAAUCAUAGUUAGAGAUUCAAGUAGAUUCCAUCAUUUUAAGCUUGGACAUUGUUCUUGCAAUGAUUACUGGUGAACCAACAACUAGUUCCCCAUCAGCUAACCAUGGUGGGGUUCUGAGACUACCCAGUGCUUCCACUGAAGAUCAGGAUCAAAUUAUGGCAUAACCUUCGCAUGCUACGGAUGUUUAAAUGUUCAGACUUCAGACUGGGACAUAGAGUUUUCGUACUUGUUAAACAGUGCAAUCAGGCUUUCUUCAAUGCUCAUCCAUAACUUGGAACAAUGGAAAGAGGUUCAUGUGAUAUCAAUACCAUGAUUUAUGAAGACCAGAUAAGGAUUGGAUCAGACUAUCAUGUCAGACAUUAAAAUUCUCA